Rhinolophus ferrumequinum (greater horseshoe bat) is the source of this 4338-nucleotide messenger RNA. It is a transcript of the gene MRAS, whose product is annotated as muscle RAS oncogene homolog. NCBI's taxonomy places the organism in Eukaryota, Metazoa, Chordata, Mammalia, Chiroptera, Rhinolophidae. The transcript is spliced from 7 exons. Gene Ontology annotation, cellular component: plasma membrane. Gene Ontology annotation, biological process: signal transduction. The record is from RefSeq and is a predicted model, not a curated record. Gene Ontology annotation, molecular function: GTP binding; GTPase activity; GDP binding. The coding region runs from base 519 to 1145 and encodes 208 amino acids.
GAGACUCGGAGCGGGUGACUGGGACUCUGCAUGCCGCGUGCUGGAGCCGGGGUGCAGGCAGGGGCGGGGGGGGUGUCGCGGCGUGGGGCCGGGCUCCUCCCGCGCCCCCGCAGCGCUCUAUUUUUAGCAGGCGCUGUUGCAAUAUAAGGAAUGCGCCGCGCGCCGGGCACUCCCGGCGCGCGCGGCUGCGCGGCCGCUUUAAGGAGGCGCCGGGGUGGGGACGGGCCAGAGCGACCGGCGGGCCCGCGGGCCGGGAGCCGUCAGUCCGGCGCGAGCAUGGAGGAGGCGGCCUGAGGGCCAGAGCCCAGACCGGGCUGGAGCGCGCGUUAUCUGAGCUGCUUAUAAAUCGACAAGUCAGUUAUCCCUGGGGUUGGUUCCUGAGCUUGAUUGAUCACCUGGAACCAGGGAGAACCUCUGGGCUCUGACGAACUGAACUAGCUCCUGGGGUGAGUGGCUCUAACAUCAGUUGGAACUGCAUGGUGACCAGCCUGCUGGAUCGAGUCUGACCCACCAGAAACAUGGCAACCAGCGCUGUCCCCAGUGACAACCUCCCCACCUACAAGCUGGUGGUGGUGGGAGACGGGGGUGUGGGCAAGAGUGCCCUCACCAUCCAGUUUUUCCAGAAGAUCUUUGUGCCUGACUACGACCCCACUAUCGAAGACUCCUACCUGAAACAUACAGAGAUUGACAAUCAGUGGGCCAUCUUGGACGUUCUGGACACGGCCGGGCAGGAGGAGUUCAGUGCCAUGCGGGAGCAGUACAUGCGCACAGGGGACGGCUUCCUUAUCGUCUACUCGGUCACAGACAAGGCCAGCUUCGAGCACGUGGACCGCUUCCAUCAGCUCAUCCUGCGUGUCAAGGACAGGGAAUCAUUCCCCAUGAUCCUCGUGGCCAACAAAGUCGAUUUGAUGCAUUUGAGGAAAAUCACCAGGGAGCAAGGAAAAGAAAUGGCGACCAAACACAAUAUUCCGUACAUAGAAACCAGUGCCAAGGACCCACCUCUCAACGUCGACAAAGCCUUCCAUGACCUGGUUAGAGUAAUCAGGCAACAGAUUCCGGAAAAAAGCCAGAAGAAGAAGAAGAAAACCAAAUGGCGGGGAGACCGGGCCACUGGCACCCACAGACUGCAGUGCGUGAUAUUGUGACGGUGAACUGGCCAGCCCUCGGCAUCCCCACCGCCUGACCUCACUGAAAACCAUUUCUAACCACGACCCUGGACCCGAGGACUUGGCACAGGAAGGCAGAAAGGGAGGGUAGGCGGGGUGGAAAUAAGGUCUGGCUUUGCCGAAAGGGCGCAGGCUUUCCCACGUCUUAUCAGACACAAGGAACCAACGCUCAAGAGAAGUAGCCUCCAAGACCCUCGUGUUGUCAGCCCAGUUCCUCCCGCUCUCCUGGUGGCUGUAUUGUUUGUUUGAGCUGCAUAGUGUUGGUUUGGUGUGGACGUGUAUAUCCACGUGCAGAGAGCAAAACAAGCCAUGAUCAAGCUCCCCCCUCGUCUCCAGUCCAUGGCGUCUGAGCUCGGGUGUCUUUUGUAGAUUUUUAAAUUAUUUUAGUGAUUGUAAUUGCAUCAUAGGGGUCUGUAUCCACUGCCUGGUGAAGUUUCAACGCUUCAGCAGACCUCUCUGAUAACAUGUCUGGAAUAUUGUGGUGGUGGUGGUUGUUUUUCAACUGAGUUUCCCCAGCGGUGCCAAAACUCAGCUCAAUAUGAACCCACAGUGACUGAGCGACGGGAAAUUAAUGAGGACGGUUGCUGGAGGCCUCCUGAGAAACAGACCCUGCUCAUGGCCUAUAAUCUAGAGAGGAGAGAGAUGUGUUUACCUGGAGGGUUUUAUUACAGAUAUUAGGAAACAAUUGUAUUUUGCUGAGGGGAGAGGCUGGCGUGAGGAUGUCAGUUCUAAAAGGGGUUUUCAUGAUCCUGAAAAGGUAUAAAGUAAGCAGAUUGGCUUUGUGGAAGUGUUCAUUUCUUUUUCAGACAGUGUGGGUUCAGUUCUGUUCUUCCCGGCUGGGUGAGAGGAAUUCCACACAUCACCUGGGCGGCCUGGUACCUCCCUGAAACAGACACACUGACACAGGCAUGUAUGUUUCUCCACGUCAGAGUCAGCUGCUGGAAACACCAUCAGGACAUUCUAGUUCGUGCUGAGUCUUAACCAAAAGUAAUCCAAUACUGUUAUUACUAAAACCGCACCAAGACUGAAGCCAUCUUCCCUGAGUCAACGGAUGACCACUUCGUAAGCCCAGCAAAGGGACAACCCCCUUAAGCAUUUGCAAACUGAGCAUUAGGCUGCCUUUCCGGCGCACACUUUUAUUAACCUCUCGGAUUAGAGGAGAAAGGAAGGUUGGGGUGAUGCCAUAGCUCUCAUACACCAGUUUCUACCAGGGGACAGUCCCCCAGCUCCCUGACAGUGCCCAUCUUCCUCUCAAGUGUUGCUGGUGGGAGCCAAAGACUGGAUUUGGGGGGCCAAGGUGGGGGUGGAAGGGCAGUAGGACAUCCGUGCACCUCUGAGAGAAGGGCAGAAGAUGACGUGGCAUGACUAGUGACCUCAUUUUCCACAGGUUAGUUAUCCGGCCACUAGGCAAACUAGAACAUACCCAGCAGGUGGCCUGGCCACUGUUUGCAGAAAGAACCCUGGGGAAAGUGAGUGUCCAACUGGACAUUGGGACACCUGGAUCCUUCUCCAGUUUUGAAAGUGUGCUGAGUUCCUAGCUCUGCAAGAUCACCAGCCCAGAGGGGCCCAGCUGAAGAGUGACUCUGCUGCAGGAUGAAACUUGGGGACUUUCGUUAGUUGGAAAUCAAACUUCUUUAUUUGUCUAAAUGGCUCUUUUUUCUCACCCUAAAGGGAAGGAUAACAAGAAACAUUCCAGAUCAGGCACCUCAGAGCUUCCCACGAUCCUGUAAUGUUCAUGGGCGUUUUAAACACUAAGAGAACAAGGCUCUUUCCAACCUUUAGGCUCCUCUGAGCCACAUCGCAGCAGCCCAAGGGCAGUUUGAAGGCUGGAGACGAGGAAGAGGCAAGGCAGGUGGGAAGAAGUAAGGAUGGAGAUGCUCUGUGUUGAGGGAGUGGCGGAGUGGGACAAGAAGCCCGGCACACAGGGCAGCGUCCACUGCUGGCACACUUCUACCGGGCAUGAGUCGUGCCAGCACACCCCUGCCCGCUGUGGAGCUGGCAACGCCCUGAGGUCACUGCAUGGGGAGUCUGGUUGGAAGCAGAUCAGCUGACCUAGAUCGAAGCCCUCAGCCAUGAAGGUACCAGAAAAGGGGUUCCAACCGCUUCUAGUCUCCCCCACCACCACCCAACAGGGGCAGUGCCCCCUCUUCCAGGGCCUCUGUCUGGCACGCAGCCUCAGCGUAAAUCCACGGUGCCUGAGAGAGGAACUGGUUAAGGAAUGGGCUUCUGCAGCCCCUGCUGCUGAGCCAGUGGUCAGCCUUCCUCUCCCGUGACCUCAUUUUUCCAUAGGUGAGAUGGGUAAAUAACACUUGUAAAAGUCAGUUCUUUAUGUUUUGGGGAACCAGGGGCCUUUGUGGCAGUGGCGGCUUCCAGAGAGGUCAGAAUGGAAUGUGCCCUGGGACAUCCCCAAUAGUUUUCUCCAUGGGUACCUGGCAGGGGCAAUCUGGGGAACCAGUGGCCGUGCUACUCCAUGACGGAGGAGCUCAAUGGGACUUCAGUCUUUGGUGACAUCCUGGUAUUCCCACUGGUUUUCCAGCUCACGUGAAUAAUGCUACCUUCACAUCCCUUGGAGUAUACACUUCCUGAACUCCCCUCCAUGCCUUUGCCACUGUGCUCAGAUUUCUUCUAAAAUUCUACCCCCGCCCCUUGAGGGCUCCUUUUCUCCCCAAUAGGUAAUCCUAGCCAUCCUCUCUCCCCAACACAGCCUGCGGCUGUGGCCACUGACUUCCUCUGCACUUCACCACACAGGGACAGACACAGGGUGGUUUCUCUUUGGACUCUGCCCCCUACCUUCCUGGGGCGCUUGCUGUGGAGAGUGCCUGGUAGCCUAGUAUGGCCUGUCUCACUUUGCCAGGAGAUGUGAACCCCUAACACGUGGCAGCUCUAACCCAGAAACCCUUCAUGUGUUACAGUAAAUCCAGAGCCAUGGACAGGCUCCCUCCACUAGCAGCCCACUGGAUUAGAAAUUCCAUGGCGGGUUUACUCAGAAGGAAAGAUACUUGAAUUAUGGCGCGCCUGUGAGCGCCCAGAUUCUGUUACACAGAAUUAACAGGUGGCCAUUGUCGUGAAACGAGAGUGAUGCCUGAAGAUCUCCAUGAUGCUUGAGCCUUUUAUGUAACUUUUUAUUAAGUCUUUGUGUAUCUCAACUCAUUAAUAAAGAAAAGAAGAGGAG